CCGCCGUCGCCUUCCUUUGCGGCUCCGACUUGACCACCACCACCACGGCCAUCCCCAUCACCGCUGCGAGUGUCGCAUCCGCUGCAUCGCGCCGCCCGAGCAGCCGUCCGAGCAUAGACUGUAGCCUUGCGCCCGCACACAGCUGCACUGCAAGUUUCCUGCACAGCCGCCGCCGCCGUCUGCCUGCUGCCUCCACCAUGGCGCGGCCACGAAAGGACGUCAAGUUCCAGCAUCAGACGCGCAGCGCCAGCAAUGGCCGCACACGGAGGCUCUCGCAGAGCAUCUCCGAGUUCAGCGACCCCGGAAGUCCCACCAUCAAAGAGGAGGCUGCUCCCCCAGCCUCGGAACAAGCGCCCCAGACCGACUACGAGAAGAAAAAGGCAAACUUCAUCACGCGCACAACAUGGACUCUCGUCAUGAUUGGCAUCUUCUUCUGGGCCCUCGGCGCCGGCCACCUGUUCAUCAUCAUCAUCGUCACGGCAGUCCAGGUCAUAUGCUUCAAGGAGGUCAUUGCAAUCGCAAACGUGCCCAGCAAGGCCCGCAGCCUGCGCUUCACAAAGUCGCUCAACUGGUACUUUCUCGGCACCACCAUGUACUUUUUGUACGGCGAGAGCGUCAUCUAUUACUUCAAGCACAUUCUCAUGGUGGACCGGCUGCUGCUGCCCCUGGCGACCCACCACCGCUUCAUCUCCUUCAUGCUGUACAUUAUUGGCUUCAUCUUCUUUGUCUUCUCGCUGCAAAAGGGCCACUACAAGUUCCAGUUUACCCAAUUUGCAUGGACCCACAUGGCCCUUUUUCUCAUUGUCGGCCAGGCGCACUUUGUCAUCAACAACAUUUUCGAAGGCUACAUCUGGUUCAUCCUGCCCGCGUCCAUGGUCAUUACCAAUGACAUUUUCGCCUAUCUCUGCGGAAUUACCUUUGGCAGGACCCCCCUUAUCCAGAUCUCGCCCAAGAAGACGUGGGAGGGGUUCCUCGGCGCAUGGUUCUUCACCGUCCUCUGGGGCAUCGGUGUCACGCACGUUGUGGCGCAGUACAAGUACUUCAUCUGCCCCGUCAACGACCUGGGCGCAAACAUCUGGUCCGGGCUCGAGUGCAGACCCAACCCCGUCUUCGUUGCGCGCGACUAUGAAAUCCCCUUUAUUCCCGAGGGCCUUCCCAUCCCGCGUACCUUUAACAUCAUGCCCGUGCAGUUCCAUGUCAUCAUGCUUGGGACCUUUGCCUCGCUGGUUGCGCCCUUUGGUGGUUUCUUCGCGUCUGGCCUGAAGCGCACAUUCAAGAUCAAGGACUUUGGCGACUCGAUUCCCGGACACGGCGGCAUGACGGACCGCAUGGACUGUCAGUUCAUCAUGGGAUCCAUUGCCUUCUUCUACUACUCGAGUUUUAUUGCAGUGCACCACACGACUGUUGGCGGCGUGAUUGAGUCGGCCAUCACCGGCCUUACCUACGAGGAGCAAAUGGAGGUGGUCAAGAUCCUCAGCAAGCACUUGGUCAACCAGGAAAUAAUAUCACCAAAGGUGCUUGAACUUCUUUCUCAACAAAUGGUGCGGAGGUGAAAAUGUACGGACUGAAUUUGGUAAUCUAGCUUUUUCUUCAUCCAACAGGGGUUUCGAGGGGAAAUUGUGUUGCUGCAGAGGAGAUGCAGCCGGAUUUCAACGGAUAUGACAAGCGGCACCCGCCGUGGAGGUGGGUAUUGGUAAUUGGGCGCAUAUACCCUUUGUGCAGUUUGCCGCGCGCCUGGAGCAUGCGCUCUCUAGUAGCGCGCACAGUCGUGUAGCAUAUGAGUAAUACAUUG
Exserohilum turcica Et28A is the source of this 1792-nucleotide messenger RNA. RefSeq lists its product as uncharacterized. Gene Ontology annotation, molecular function: phosphatidate cytidylyltransferase activity. Gene Ontology annotation, cellular component: endoplasmic reticulum membrane. The coding region runs from base 198 to 1553 and encodes 451 amino acids. Lineage: Eukaryota; Fungi; Ascomycota; Dothideomycetes; Pleosporales; Pleosporaceae. The transcript is spliced from 4 exons. The record is from RefSeq and is a predicted model, not a curated record.